GUAACAGGAGGAAAUACACAAUUCCCCAACUUUCAAGAACGUCUGGAGAGAGAGCUCCUUGCUAUCCGACCGUUCCAAUCUACAUUUAAAGUUUUCACGGCAGGUUCGUUGAAUAUUUUGCUUCUCUGUCAACACAAUGGUAGAUUAGAAUGCGCAAAGGCAACGUUCGGUAAAUGUACCUUAAAACGCUUCAGUCUUAUAAAAGAUAUUAAUUGAAAAGGGAAACUUUCAAAGUGAUUUUUGUCUCCAGAUACACAUUGUCCAUAACCCUGUCACGUGAUCCCACCGUUUGAGACUCUAAGGAUCCAAAUCGUGUGUAGUGAGAAUGUACUAUUGAGGUCUUCGACAGCUCAUGCCUUUAGUAGACAAGGGACGUCUGUGCUCAGGCUACCGUAUUAUUUCAAUAAAGCUUUUAUGGUUUUGAAAAUUCUUCUAACCUUUUUACUCACGUUUAUCCAGGUAACCCGGUGCUCGAUGCAUGGUACGGUGCUCGUAAAUGGGCAAGGACUCUCAGCAACAACCUACGGACAGUCAGUGUUACUAGGGAGGAGUAUGACGAGAAAGGCGGAGAAUAUCUCAAGGAACACUUCGCGUCAAACCUUUACGUAACUACCCCUUCCCAGUCAUAG
Messenger RNA from Porites lobata, 629 nucleotides. The record is from the annotation of a GenBank genome assembly. NCBI's taxonomy places the organism in Eukaryota, Metazoa, Cnidaria, Anthozoa, Scleractinia, Poritidae.